ACCUGCGUGCUUCGCUCAGAGCAGCCCGAUCCUGAUCCUCUUUCAUCGCACUAACCCAGCGACUCUUUCUUGAUCCAACCAACUUCAGCAGUUCACAUUAUUUUUACAUUCUCUUCGGACACAAGUGACUGCAUAAAGGAGAAACAGGAUUCUCUUUAAGGAUGCAUUUGGUUAUCUUCCUUUUCGGUGUCUUUAUUGCAGCCGUGAUGUUGCCUCCAGGGAGCUGCAUACAGAGAGUUAUAGGUCUGUAUGGUGAGACCAUUGAAGUGCCAUGCAACAAUGGAAAUAACAAGCCAGAUGACCUUAUGUUCACCAAAUGGAAAUAUGUGAAAGAUGACAGCACUUCGGGCGAUCUGCUUGUGAAGCAGGUGCAAAGAAAUGAAGCAAACAUUUCCGCCACAGACGGCUACCAAAACAGAGUUAGCAUUGACACCAACUCCAGCCUGCUGAUCGCUCAGGGUUCACUGACCGAUCAAAGAAUUUACACCUGCUUGGUGGUUUCUAAAACCAAUCUGCAAGAAUACCCUGUGGAAGUGAAUGUGUACAAAAAACCAUCAGCUCCUGUGAUCAAAAACAAAGCGAAAGAACUUGAAAAUGGCAAACUGAUGAAGUUGGGGGAUUGCGUGGUGGAGAGUGUCAACCCAGCGGCGGAUCUCAUUUGGAUGAAGAACAACCAGCCUCUAGGGGAUGACGGCAAGACGAUCAUUAUCACAUCAGCUGUCACCAAGGACCCAUCCACAGGUCUCUCCAGCACCUCUUCCAGUCUGCAGUACACAGCCAGGAAAGAUGAUGUGAAGUCACAGUUCACCUGCACGGCGAAACACGUGUCGGGCCCCAACCAAGUUUCAGCACCAGAGAUCUUCCAAAUUCACUACCCUACAGAGAAGGUGAGUCUACAGGUUGUCUCUCAAAGCCCCAUUAGGGAAGGUGAUAAUGUGACACUGAAAUGCCAGGGGGAUGGAAACCCUCCUCCCACCAGCUUCAACUUCAACAUUAAGGGUCAGAAGGUCACGGUGACGAACAAGGAUGUGUACACUCUGACUGGCGUCACCCGAGUCGACUCUGGGGUGUACAAAUGUUCCUUGCUUGACAAUGAAGAGAUGGAGUCCACUCAGAUCAUCACCGUGAGCUUUCUGGAUGUAAGCCUCAUUCCGACUGGAAAGGUGUUAAAGAAGCUUGGGGAAAGCUUGGUGGUGUCGAUGGAAAAGAACGCCUCCACUGAAGCGAAAGUGACAUGGACCAAGGAUAACCAUAAACUAGACAGCCUGGCCAACUUCUCUCAAUUGACGUAUGCUGAUGCGGGCCUGUACGUGUGCGACGUGUCCAUUGAAGGAAUCAGACGCAGCUUGUCUUUCGAACUUACAGUAGAAGGUGGUCCAAGAAUUCUGAGUUUAAAGAAGCAUCGCAGCAACGAUGGAAAAAACAAGGUCCUGACGUGCGAGGCAGAUGGAUCGCCUAAACCUGACGUGCAGUGGAGCGUUAAUGGAACUGAUAAUGAGAUGUCAUAUGUCAACGGAAAGGCCACAUACAAACUGACUGUAGUGCCCAGUAAGAACCUCACCGUCACCUGCCAUGUGACCAAUAAACUAGGAGAUGAUACGAAGGAAAUCAGCGUGUUUUCUCUAUUUAAGGAGGAGACUUCCAAUCCAGAAAAAAAUGAAUACGGAGCUGAGCAGGCCAAGCUGAUUGUGGGUGUAGUGGUUGGGCUCUUCCUAGCCGCCGCUCUUGUGGGACUUAUCUACUGGCUCUAUAUAAAGAAAUCAAGACAAGGCAGCUGGAAGACUGGAGAGAAGGAGAUGGGCACGUCAGAGGAGAGUAAGAAAUUGGAGGAGAACAAUCAUAAAGCAGAUGUUUAGAGGAGAAGAUAGCCGUCAAAAAGACAAUGAAGGUAUGAAUCAGGAAAGAGGCCUUGUCACUGAAUGUGCUGUACUACACACUUCAAUCAUCUAAUUCCAGACAUCUGAUUGGACGCACACAUCUCCGUCAGUCUCCUCGCGUGCGUCAUGCAUCGCAGAAUGUUUCCACAAUAUUUCCUAAUCCAAAUGAACAGUUUGCUUAAAAAAAAAGAAAUCUGCACCACAAUCCAAGAGCGUAAAAGAAAACCACUCGUGUUGUAAAUUUAGUCUGCACUGAGGACUGCAUUUAGUUUUGUUUGAUUCUUAAUUUUCUUUUUUGUUCCCUGUGAAAGUUCUCGUUUAAUGAGCAUUGCUGAUAAGGUUGACACAGCUGUUUUUUUUCCCCUCUAGUAAAAAAUGUAAAUUCACUAUACACUUUGUAGGCCUGUGUAAAUAAGGGGAGUACUUUAUGUUCUCUCUGCUUAAUGUCAAAUUUGGAGGACUUGAUAUCGAGCGAAUCCCUCGUCUGUAUUCAAAUGGUCCUGAGAUGGCGGCCGGACUCUGGAAGUAUGAUGACUUCACUGCUGUUACACCUGUUCUCUGAUACAUGUUUCUGUCUAUCAUCUUUUAUUUAUUGGUACCUCUCUACAGUGCUGCCUUUUGAAGUUCAUGUUUAAUAUUUCCUCUAGAUAACUGUAGAGUGACUAAGUUGAGACAACAGGUUUAGGUUUCAGAUUAAUGGACAAUUAGUAUUGCUUGGGAAAUGACCUGCUACACACAGUGGCCUUCAGGUCAGAUUGCAUGAUGUCAUAGCUGCGUAUGGCUCCACAGAACACAGUCCACUAGUGUUUAGAAAAGUACAUAAAAGACUUAAAGGGGUAUAAUGUGAAACUGUGCUAAAGUAGGAAUUUGUUAGAGCCAAAAAUGUAUGCUUAUGCGUGAAUCUCACAGAAUAAGUCGUGGUCACACUCGCAUGCUUGUUAUGAGAAUUAGAUUUUCUUUUUGUGUUAGGGUAAUGUGAAUUUGGGUGGGAAAUGUGCUUAAUUGUCAAAUGCAAAACAAUUGAAAUGCUUGUUUCAUUUACUUUGAAAAAUAAAAAUUUUUCCUUUUGAUUUUAGGGUGAAAUGUGUUUGACCUGGACGUGUUUUUGUGAGAUUUACCCUUAAAAGUCCUCUCUUUGUAAUUUACUGGGAUAUAGCGACAUUGGCACGCAGAGCCUUCAGAGGUGUUGGUAGGAUGUAAAUCUAAAAUAGUAGCCCUUUACUUCUGCCUUAAUAGAAUGAGUCAGUAUUUGUGUUGGAAGGUGCACUUCAGUCAGUACUUUAAGGUGAAACCUCACAGAUUUUCUCACAUUAACUUUUUAGCUUUUCAUCUAUAAUUUUCACACUUCUCUCAGACUAUAAAUACACGACAGAUGUGUUGUUUUUUUAAUUUAACAUUAUAGCAGAUGUUUCAUGUAGUAGGCCUAUGUCAGGUUGAUGUCAAACACUGUAGUCUAUGAAACAUUUUUCCGUUCAUUGUGGUCUGAAGAAGCGUGCUGUAAAUAUGUUUGAGUCUGAAUGUCUUGCUUGUGUUUGGCUAUUUAUAAAGUGUGAGACGCACAAGGUUAACUGUGCUUCUGCUUAGUCAAUAAAGAGCUACACACCCACAUUUUAUGUAAAUCUUUGAAAUGUAGAAUCUCACUUUGUCCACGGUGCUGAGAUAUCUAGAAGCGAUUCGGCUUUAGUUUUAAUUUGCUUUUGUUUCUUCUCCAUACAAGGCCUUACAAAGUGUUUUGCAGAGGAAUGUUCAUGUUUAGUGUAAUUGGCUAUUAGUGUCAUGCUUAUUUUGAACCAUCAGGUCAGCAGUGAAACCAAAGAGGGUAACCGAAAAGAAGGCCAUAAAAGUAUUGUAAAUACUGACUUUUGUUUUUGUACUUUUGUUGACAAUAAAAUGUACAUUUUGA
Messenger RNA from Xyrauchen texanus (razorback sucker), 3780 nucleotides. It is a transcript of the gene alcama, whose product is annotated as activated leukocyte cell adhesion molecule a. The record is from RefSeq and is a predicted model, not a curated record. Bases 162 to 1856 code for a protein of 564 amino acids. Gene Ontology annotation, biological process: cell adhesion. The transcript is spliced from 16 exons. Lineage: Eukaryota; Metazoa; Chordata; Actinopteri; Cypriniformes; Catostomidae. Gene Ontology annotation, cellular component: plasma membrane.